AACGUCUCCCAGUCCAUGGAGGUCCUUGAGUUGCGGACGUACCGUGACCUCCAGUACGUGCGAAGCAUGGAGACCCUCAUGCGGAGCCUGGAUGCGAGGCUCCGGGCGGCCGACGGGUCCCUCUCGGCCAGGAGCUUCCAGGAGCUGAAAGGCAGGAUGACGGAGCUGUCGCCCCUGAGCUCGGUCCUGGAGCAGUACAAGGCGGACAUGAGGACCAUUGUGCGCCUGCGGGAGGAGGUGAGGAAUCUCUCCGGCAGCCUCGCAGCCAUCCAGGAGGAGAUGGGCGCCUACGGAUACGAGGACCUGCAGCAGCGGGUGAUGGCGCUGGAGGCCCGGCUCCACGCCUGUGCCCAGAAGCUGGGCUGUGGGAAGCUGACGGGGGUCAGUAACCCCAUCACCAUUCGGGCCAUGGGGUCCCGCUUCGGCUCCUGGAUGACUGACACGAUGGCCCCCAGUGCGGAUAGCCGGGUCUGGUACAUGGAUGGCUAUUACAAGGGCCGGCGGGUCCUGGAGUUCCGCACUCUGGGAGACUUCAUCAAAGGCCAGAACUUUAUCCAGCACCUGCUGCCCCAGCCGUGGGCAGGCACGGGCCACGUGGUGUACAAUGGCUCCCUGUUCUACAACAAGUACCAGAGCAACGUGGUGGUCAAGUACCACUUCCGCUCGCGUUCUGUGCUGGUACAGAGGAGCCUCCCUGGGGCCGGCUACAAUAACACCUUCCCCUACUCCUGGGGUGGCUUCUCGGACAUGGACUUCAUGGUAGACGAGAGUGGGCUCUGGGCCGUGUACACCACCAACCAGAACGCAGGCAACAUCGUGGUCAGCCGGCUGGACCCGCACACCCUCGAGGUCGUGCGGUCCUGGGACACCGGCUACCCCAAGCGCAGCGCCGGCGAGGCCUUCAUGAUCUGUGGCGUGCUCUACGUGACCAACUCCCACCUGGCCGGGGCCAAGGUCUACUUCGCCUACUUCACCAACACGUCCAGCUACGAGUACACAGACGUGCCCUUCCACAACCAGUACUCCCACAUCUCCAUGCUGGAUUACAACCCCCGCGAGCGGGCCCUCUACACCUGGAACAAUGGCCACCAGGUGCUCUACAAUGUCACCCUCUUCCACGUCAUCAGCACCGCCGGGGGCCCCUAGGGGCUGCCGUCGCUCACGCAGCCACACGAGGGCCACGGGAGCCCUUUCUACUCCGCCUGUGUCCCUCCAAAUUUAUCUUUCUGUCUCUGUCCUGCCCUCUCUUUCUCUCCCUCUCCCCUCCUGUACUGUUUUUUCUCUCUCCACCUUUGCCCCCAGCUUUCAUUCCCUGCUUCUGGAUUUCUGUCAGUGCGUUUUCUCAGUAUUGUCUCUUCUUUAGUGAUCUCUGAUUUUGAUACUUCGCUCUUUCUUUUUAUUGAGGCCUCUCUAUCUUUUGAUCCAUCUGACUCUCCAGCUCUCUAUCUCUGCCUGUCUCUCUUCCAUCCCUCCCUCCCCUCUUUGCGUCCCACCCAGUCCUCCUCCUCCUGGCUCCACGUCCCCUCCUCCCGACCCAAGGAGUUGAGUGCAUGGAUGUUUCUUUUUUUAUUUACACUUUUUCUUUCCGGGUUGCUGGAAUAAACGGGACCUUUGACAUUUGA
Messenger RNA from Physeter macrocephalus (sperm whale), 1622 nucleotides. It is a transcript of the gene OLFM2, whose product is annotated as olfactomedin 2. The transcript has 4 exons. The record is from RefSeq and is a predicted model, not a curated record. Bases 16 to 1146 code for a protein of 376 amino acids. Gene Ontology annotation, biological process: signal transduction. Lineage: Eukaryota; Metazoa; Chordata; Mammalia; Artiodactyla; Physeteridae.